Messenger RNA from Ananas comosus (pineapple), 609 nucleotides. RefSeq names its product heavy metal-associated isoprenylated plant protein 19-like. Gene Ontology annotation, molecular function: metal ion binding. The coding region runs from base 143 to 559 and encodes 138 amino acids. NCBI's taxonomy places the organism in Eukaryota, Viridiplantae, Streptophyta, Magnoliopsida, Poales, Bromeliaceae. The record is from RefSeq and is a predicted model, not a curated record. The transcript is spliced from 4 exons.
UUUUUUUUAUAAUUAUUUUUUUUACAAUUAUUAUUUAUUUUUUUUGGUGGUUGUGUUGUAGUUAUCCUCUGCAUGCCGAGAAAUAAAUUUGCAUAUUUGAGGAUGAUAUCAAAGGGCUAAAUUGAAAUUUUCUCCAGGUGCCAUGAGUGAGCAGAAACCAAAUGCUAAAAAAGAAAUUUUGGUGGAGUUAAAAGUGUACAUGCAUUGCAAGGCGUGUGAAAGUUUAGUAUUCAACACACUUAAACAUUCGAAAGGUGUCGAGACGGUUAAAGUCGACAUGAACGCGCACAAGGCUAUUCUGACGGGCCAAUUCGAGGUCGAAAAGAUUCUAAAGAAGCUCAGGAAAAAGACGGGAAAGAGAGGAGAGAUCCUAAACAAGAUCGAACGGAAUGUUGAUGGAGAAAAAGAUGAAUCAAAUCCAGUUACGAAAGAUAAUUGCGAUGAUAAUGCAAUAACUAAGCAGUAUAUGACAAUGUGCUACGAGGACUUAGAUGAUAGCGAGGAGGAAAACUUUCAUAUGUUUAAUGACGAGAAUGCUAAUGCAUGUCAAAUUGUGUAGCAGUAACUUUAAACUAAUUGUGUUUUUGUUAGCCUUAUUUGUUGAUUGAU